Messenger RNA from Exophiala bonariae, 2508 nucleotides. RefSeq lists its product as uncharacterized. Bases 1 to 2508 code for a protein of 835 amino acids. The record is from RefSeq and is a predicted model, not a curated record. The transcript has a single exon. Gene Ontology annotation, biological process: establishment of sister chromatid cohesion; nucleobase-containing compound metabolic process. Gene Ontology annotation, cellular component: nucleus. NCBI's taxonomy places the organism in Eukaryota, Fungi, Ascomycota, Eurotiomycetes, Chaetothyriales, Herpotrichiellaceae. Gene Ontology annotation, molecular function: hydrolase activity, acting on acid anhydrides, in phosphorus-containing anhydrides; DNA helicase activity; DNA binding.
AUGAAUCCAUCUCGACCAGAUUUCUGUCAUCCCUACCAGCCAUAUGACAUCCAGUUGGAUUUCAUGACCAAACUCUAUCGUUGCAUAGAGGAUAAGAACAUCGGCAUCUUUGAGUCACCCACCGGAACAGGAAAAUCACUGAGUCUGAUCUGUGGGGCAUUGACAUGGCUGCGGGACCACGAACGCCGGUCUUUGGAUGUUGAAGACAACGAUGCAGAGUCAACAGAUUGGCUCGUACGGGCUGAAAUCGCCGCUCGUCGACGCAGAAAUGUUUUGGAAAGAGAAGAGGUUGAGCAGAAGCUUGCUGCCAUACGUCGACGCGAAGACAAGCGAAACCUGAAAGAGGGUCUUGGCUCCACCAAACGAGUACGGCUGCUCCGCGAGCAGACAACCCAACAACAGCCGAAUCAGGAUGAUUUAAUGCUCGAGGAUUAUCAAAGUGAUACAGAGGAUGAUCAACUGGCACCCAAAACAUCACACUCUAGCUUUUCUUCCACGACACAAGCUCUUCUUGACAAAUUGCGUGGGCCUAUCAACUCAGACGUCGUUGAAGAGGAGAAUGAUCGAUUGAAGCUCAUCAUCUGUUCACGAACCCAUUCUCAGCUGGCUCAAUUCGUGAGUGAGCUCAGGCGAGUCAAACCCCCGUCUAUUUUCUCUUCUGCGUCAGGGGAUCAGGUCUUGGGGAAUGAUAUUGAAGAGUGUGUCAAGCACCUUCCACUUGGCUCUCGCAAGAAUCUGUGUAUCAACUCCAAGGUGAACCGUCUAACGUCGUCAACUGCCAUGAAUGACCAGUGUCUGGAAUUGCAGAAAGCCGGAACCCCGAAGGAUAAAAGAUGCCCGCAUCUCCCAACAAAGGAUGACAAAGAGAGAACAAGUGCUUUUCGUGAUGCAGCAAUUGCUCACAUUAGAGAUAUCGAGGAUAUUGGGGCCCUUGGACGCAAGAUGGAACUCUGCCCCUAUUAUGCUUCUCGAUCUGCCAUACAGUUAGCGGAGGUGUUGACACUGCCAUACCCCUUGCUAUUGCAAAAGUCAGCCAGGGAGGCGUUGGGUGUGUCGGUCAAAAAUAACAUCAUCAUUAUUGACGAAGCUCAUAAUUUGAUGGACGCCAUCGCAGAUACUUAUUCGAUCUCAUUGCGGUUGAAUCAUCUGGAGCAAUCCAUAAGGCAGAUAACGGCUUAUGUUGUUCGCUUCAAAAAUCGACUCAAAGGAAAGAACCGUGUCUACGUGACCCAAGUAUUGCGGUUGCUGAACUCUAUUACCGAUUGCUUGCGAGCAACAACAAAUCUCUCAUCGCAGCAGGACGUCACGGUUACCGCGUCACAGCUCAUGUCAGGUAAGGGGGUCGACCAGAUCAAACCCCAUAAACUCUUGCAAUAUUUGCACGAAAGUAAGCUGGCACACAAGGUUGAGGGCUACACAGAUGCUCAAGCAGUCGGAGACCCUACCCGAGACCAAGCCAAAGGAGUACUCAUGCAUUUCCAAAAUUUCCUUGCAGUUCUUAUGAACCCAGACGAUGAAGGUCGUUUCUUUGUAUGCCGUCAGGACGGUGAGACUAUAGUACGCUAUACCCUCCUCGAUCCCCGAGAGCACUUCCGGGACAUAGUCCAGGAAGCCAGGUCAGUCGUUCUUGCAGGUGGUACCAUGUCUCCGAUGUCUGAUUAUUCAAAUUACCUCUUUUCAUACCUCGGUGAAAGCCAACUCCAAACCUUCAGUUUUGGCCAUGUCAUCCCACAACAUAACUUGUUUGCCACUGCCGUGACAAGAGGGCCUACGAACAUCGACUUCGAUUUCACUUACGACAAGCGCAGUUCAGAGUCAAUGAUUAUGGAGCUUGGCCAACUAAUCCUCAGUGCCUGUAAAUCGACACCAGAUGGAAUUGUAGCCUUUUUCCCCAGCUAUGACUAUCUCGCCAAGGUGAUCUCCAUCUGGCAAAGGCCAUCUACCUUGGAGCCACUGAUGACCAUAUUGCAGAGGACAAAGGCAACAUUUCAAGAGAGCAAAGGCGUUUCUGUUGAUGAACUUCUUCGUGAUUAUGCGGCUGCUGUCGAUUCUGGUAAAGGUGGUUUGAUGCUCGCCGUGGUUGGUGGAAAGCUGUCAGAGGGCAUCAAUUUCUCAGACAAGCUAGGCCGAGCAGUUAUUGCUGUCGGACUUCCUUUUCCAAAUGCCAACGGGGCUGAAUGGAAGGCAAAGAUACAAUACGUGGAAGAGCUACAGUACCAGCAAUGCAAAGUGUCAAAGGGAAUGAAUGAAGCGGAGUGUAGGAGUGAAGCCAGGCGUGCAGGCAGAGACUUUUACGAAAAUGCUUGCAUGCGAGCCGUCAACCAGAGUAUUGGGAGAGUCAUUCGUCACAGGAAUGACUUCGCGGCUGUUUUGAUGGUCGAUCGAAGAUUUGGGACUGAACGCAUCAGCCAGAAGUUGCCAGGCUGGAUCAGGGGUAGUAUGAACAAGAGCACUCAGAGCUGGAACGAAGUGGAGGUUGGCCUUCAGAAGUUUUUCAGCAAUAGAUGA